AUGGAGGUCGACCUGCUGGUUCAUACCACUCUCUGGGAAGACCACUUUGCAGGUGGCACGUUCUUCGCAGCAUCCCCUGGCGCUGACACGAAGCCCCUUAAAUCGGAAUGGAUGAGGCUGAAGAGGAAUAUCCGCCAGCAGUACCAGAGACCGAGCUAUGAAUGCCUGGAUGGAUAUAUCUCACUAACUAUUCAAUCUGCUCUGCUUCGGGGCAGUGGCUCGCAGGUUCUUCACUCCGCAGCACGGCUGCGGGGCCACGCGUCUCUUCCUGCGCCGCGGACCCCGCGCUCCGGCUGCUGGGCUGGGUCCUUCGCUCUCCCCGGCAGCCACGCGGGCUCAGGGUCUCGGCCAAGGCCAAGCGGCCGGGACACGGGGGCGGCGGGAGGCCCGGUCUCCCUGCUCUCGCGCGGACGCUGCGCACGGCCCCCCGUGCGUCCUCACCGUCCACCGCUCCUGCGGCCCCCGCUGCCGGCCCGGGGCCUCCGCGCCCUCGCUGGCGGAGGGGUCCCGGCCCCACAGCUCCAGCUCCCUCUGGGCCUGCGCCGCCUGGCUUCCCGCUGCGCACUGCGUCCUGGAGACGAGCGGGAGCGGGGCGCGGGGCUGCGCGCAGUCAUCUUCCGGGUGGGAAGACGUGAACGCGAGUCCUGCGGCGCCCUCACGGUCGGGGAGGGGCUGGGACACGAUGGGGAGGUGAACUUUUGGGGCGCGACUCCGGGCCCACGCAGACUGCAGCAGACACGCGCGGCUCUCCCGGCGCACACGACGCCCCUUGCAUCGGG
Chinchilla lanigera (long-tailed chinchilla) is the source of this 779-nucleotide messenger RNA. RefSeq lists its product as uncharacterized. NCBI's taxonomy places the organism in Eukaryota, Metazoa, Chordata, Mammalia, Rodentia, Chinchillidae. The record is from RefSeq and is a predicted model, not a curated record.